AUGGACCACAUCGGAAAGAUCAUCUUCUAUGAGGACGAAAACUUCCAGGGUCACCACUUUGAAUGCAGUAGCGAUUGCCCUGAGCUGAGCUCCCACUUAAGCCACUGCAACUCCAUCCGGGUGGAGAAUGGGAACUGGGUGCUGUACGAGAGGCCCGACUACCUGGGCUCUCAGUACAUCUUGACCAGGAGGGAGUACCUUGACUAUCAGAGCUGGAUGGGCUACAAUAACAACAUCAGGUCCUGCCGCAUCAUCCGCGAUCUAAGUCCCACCCAGGAGGCCAAGGGUUUGGCUUCAAGACUGGGGGCCAUGCCGGGCAGCGUUGGUUUGGGUUAAUGCCAAUAGAGAAUGUAAUUCUAUUUUUUUUAUCUCUCCCUACCUCUCUCUCAACCCUCCUCUCUCAAUCAUACACAUGCGCACACAGAGGUUGGCACACACAAACCUGCGUGUUACAUGUGUCCUGUGCAGCCGAACGGCAGUCUUAUGAGGAGACUGAUAAAUACACAGAAAUAGUAGAUAAGAUCAAUGUUGCAGCAAAGCUAAGUUCACACUCAAAACCUAGAAAACACAGUUUCUUUAUGUUAGAGCUCUUGGAGGAUGCUUCUUGGAGAAAGAGUGUCAAGUGUCUUCCCCAAAUAAAUUUCAAAAAUAACUGCCACCGCUCAGUAGCCACAUCAUGUGGACCCAAACGUUGCAUAUCUCCACGUAGCAUUUUCCCACAAUAGCUCUA
Molecule: messenger RNA, 730 nt
Organism: Oncorhynchus keta (chum salmon)
Lineage: Eukaryota; Metazoa; Chordata; Actinopteri; Salmoniformes; Salmonidae
Product: gamma-crystallin M2-like
Exons: 2
Coding region: 1-336 (111 amino acids)
Biological process (GO): lens development in camera-type eye; visual perception
Molecular function (GO): structural constituent of eye lens
Source: RefSeq, a predicted model, not a curated record